UUUUCGACAUUUUUUGUCGUCUACACGGUCACACGGUCAUCGCACGUCAAAACCAUGUCGAUUUUUGAAAUCCCCGCCCCAAAAUACGUCUAAACGGUCGAAACAAAAAAUUCGACACCUUUGAACGUUGGCGUCGUCGCCGUGGCGACGUGACCUUACGACCUACAAUGCCCAUCUUCGAACUUGUCCGUACUUUUAAAAUUAGAAACACGAUGGCGAAAACCGCAUAUCGAAUUUCGAAUCCGUUCAAUAGUUAGAGCGCGAACGGACAGACAGACGGACGGACGGACAGACGGACAAGGCACAUCCAUAAUAGGGUUUCACCCUAUAAUAAUUAUAUGUAAUCAAAUAGUCAUUUUAUAAGGUAUUUGGCAUAAUCAACUUGGAUGAGUGUACUUGUGAAUAGCAUCAAGAUGCAUAAAUAAAGUAAUUAUACUCACAGAUAUACGAUUACUUGUGCAUCCCAGCAGAGCAGAAGUGCUUGCAAAAGAGCCCACCAACAUUUUAAGUAAUUGGGAAAACUGCAUAACUUAUUACUUAAGUUUUUACAUACAUAUAUAUCUCUCCGAAAUCAUUGUCGAUAGUAAUAUGAUCGAACGACACAUCUGCGUUUAAUUCUCUAAUAGCCAAGUUAGUAUCUAGUCAAAUUAUGUUCGUCAUGGCACAACUGUGAACUAUGUAUGUACGUACGUGCAAAUUUAGGCAAUGUAUCUUACAUUAUGUUUGGAUAUAUAUAUGUAUGUAGAUGUUGCCAUGAUGACAUGGUACAUGUGUAAGCGAGAUAUUGGUGAUAGAUACGUACAUGCAUAAGUACUGUGUUAAGGCUUCGUGGUGCUGCUGAGUUGUUGAAUCCCAUCAAAACCCAGAUCCAAUUCAUAAGUACGCCAUAUCUUGCAUUAGAUCUCACACAAACUCAGGCAAUCUUUUAGUUACAGCGAGAAUGAAAAACAUUAACAUAAAAUUUUAGAUAUGCACGCAUGCUUGUACUUAAUAUACAAUUACUAGUGUAGAAGCCCGUCAAUCGACGUGCAAAAUAGGCCCGUCGAUAAACCCGUUACCCAAACAUUACUGAAGUUAGCCCCUCUUGCUCUCUGCAGAGUGUAGAGAGGAAAGGAGAGCUCCAUAAAUACUGCAGCAGUUGUGACUCUACAAAGGCUGUUACUCAUGCAAAAAAUUCAUGUAACGUCAGGAAUGUUUGAUACAUGAUUUUUUGUUUUAUUUCCCGUCGGUUACAAAACGUCUAAUCAUUACCCAAAAAUAGUGCACCGUCAAAUCGUCACUCCGUGAGUGACGAUUUGUCUCCAGAUUAUUUAUAGUGUGUAGCAAAAAGAGAAUGGACUUCUGUGCAUACUUAUGUAGUAACACGGGAAAGGUUACAGUUUCAUGAAUUUAGUCAUUUGGAGGUAAUAAUCACCUUGUUUAAUCUGUGCUUCUGCGGUCAAUGUUUAUCAUGAUGUCAAACUACUACCUGUUUACAUACGGAUGAUGAACACGUGCCUGGCUGCAUUUACAUUUAUGUAUAGUAGGCAGAGUAGUUUGUAACUGCAGUUUCUCUACUCGUUUGACGUCAUUGGAGUGUGUAUUCUUGUUCGUAAAUAAGUAGUUGCAUACUGAGAAGAUACAUAGUUAGACAGACAUACAAACUCGCGUACACACAUUAUGCAUAUGUAUGUAGACCGGUACUUUUACAUACAUUUGACUCCAUUGAACCUGAAUUGCUUACGUGAGUUGGCCCCCGUUUUAUUUGCAUGAAAUUCUGCCUUUUAACCGGAUAUAAAACGAUGCAAGUCUUCAUUUCAUUUUGAUCAAGGCUACAAAUCCAUUUUGUGCACAGUUAAAGAAUCUUAGUCGAUUUUUUUAAAUUUCUUUAAAUAUUUUGUUACCAUGAAAACAAUAAUUUCAAUUCUUUCCGUAACCUUCAUCCUGCGGGAUCAUUUGUCUUCUUCGACCUUUGUCAAUCCCGACGUUUUUCUCAACUCUCGACUCACAAAGGGUUUAUGGGUGUCUGGGAAGGAUUCUCACUUUUCCCACGGGCUUCUCGAAGGCGGCUGGGUGUGGGGCAGGUCUGGGAAAUUGCAAGUGACGCACGUCUGUCGGGCCAAGUCGGGCGGGAGUUUGGACGAUGUGAGCAUCACCCCGGGAGAAUUGGUGAAUGGGACGUGUUAUAUUUCGAGAAAUCCGAAAUGGGCGACAGGGACGGGGGUGAGUGCGUUCAAGGAAGGGUAUGAAGUUCUGCUGAAGGCGGGGGAUGUGGAUUUUGACUGGGUAGAAUUUGACAAGGAUGAAGGCACAGUGGCUCAUGGGGCACUUACCGGGGGCAUUGGGUCACAUUAUGAGCCCGUCUUGGUUUGUCGCAAGUACUUUAACAAUACGGGGGGAAUCGUUCCCAAAACGAUGGCAGUCUUGGGAAACUUUUCCCCGAAAGAAGGAAAGUGUUUUUACGAAAUGGAAGUCAGAGCGGAUUUUCUAAAAUGGGAUGUUAGUUUUGCAACGGAAAAAUUUGAGCUGCUUGUGUUGAAGCCCAGAGGAAAGCAACAAUGUGCUGAUGAAUCAAGCAGUAAACGAUCCAAAAGUUCGUAGUUGAACCACUUAUUUAUUUAUAUCAAGUUAUCAAAUUAGCUUAGUUUAUUUACACAUUUUUAAUGUAAGCCUGAAGGUAAAACUUGUAUGUAAUUUAUUGCAAUUAAUUACAUAAUUAAUAAUAAUAAUAAUGUGUUCUUAUUGCCUUUCGAGGCCUUGUGCCCAUAAAGCACAAAUUUUACAUAAUGUGAUUUAUAGAUUACUUAAUUAAAGUAAUUAAUAAAUUAAGUACGUAUGAACCUAAGUACGUAUGAACGUAA
Molecule: messenger RNA, 2840 nt
Organism: Folsomia candida
Lineage: Eukaryota; Metazoa; Arthropoda; Collembola; Entomobryomorpha; Isotomidae
Exons: 3
Coding region: 1885-2580 (231 amino acids)
Source: RefSeq, a predicted model, not a curated record